GAGCGGAGACGAGGAGUUUCCGUUAUCUCUUUAUCUCUCUCUCCUUCUUUCUUUCUUUCUUUCUCUUCACAGACACAACAAACAAAGAAAGAUAACAAUAAAAAAUCGCACAGCUCCUUGUCCGCGCGACGAAUCUGAUUAGGGUUUUUGAGAAUCUUCACACACACCUUCGUGUUUGAAUUUAGCGAUAUCGGAAUCAGCUGCAAAAAAAAGACAUGAUUUCUGAUUCGAUCACCAACGCAUCUGCUUCUGCAGCCCCAAGCGCGAGGGAUAUGGGGAAGAAGAAAAGGCAGACGAACAGGGCGGCGAAAUUGAAACAGAGCAAGCUUGGUCUCCGCCGUGAGCAAUGGCUUUCUCAAGUUGCGAUGAUUAACAAAGGGGAUAAGGAGGAGACGUGUCCCAAUCGAAAAACUGGAAAUGGAAAAACUGUUCUUCCGGUUGAGAACUUAGAAGUGCAGCGUGGAGGAGAAGAAGAAGCACAUCAUCACGAGAGCUUUAUUUCGAAUAGCCCCAACAGUAUCCUCAAUUCAAUCCCUGAUUUUAGCAGCGGGAGUAGCAGUGGGAGUGGUGGCUCUUGCUCUGGUAAUAUAACAGAGGAAGAAGAAGAGGAUGCUGCUGCUGAUGAUGAUGACAACGACGACGGUUGCUUGGAUGACUGGGAGGCUUUUGCUGAUGCUUUAGCAGCUGAUGAAGAAAAAAAGCAUGAGAAAGUGAAUCCUCCUCCUGAAGAGCAUGAGAGUGUCAUCAAGCAAUCAGCUUCGCUUAGGGAUUCAUCUGAUGUGAAGCCUGUAAGGAAGCAAAAGAGCAACCAGGCGUGGAGGGCAGACGAUAAGCUCCGUCCUCAGGGUCUGCCUAAUCUGGGGAAGCAGCGUAGUUUCCCUGUCAUGAACAUGCAUUUUAGUUCCGUGGCAGUGCCGUCUUCAUGCCCCAUUUGCUACGAGGAUCUGGACUUGACGGAUUCUAGUUUCUUGCCAUGCCCUUGUGGGUUCCGGCUCUGCCUUUUCUGCCACAAGACGAUCUGCGAUGGAGAUGGGCGUUGUCCAGGCUGCAGGAAGCCGUAUGAGAAGAACACAGUGAAGGUCGAGACUAGUGUUCACCCUGGUGGUCUGACUAUUAGGCUUGCUCGUUCCUCUAGCAUGUUUUGCAGGUCUUGAAGUAAAGAGGAUGUGGGUUUUCUCGGACUGUGUCUGUCUCUUUGUUUCUCUUUUUUUUUCUCCUUUCCCUUCGCAUGUUCUAUGUUUUUUCACAUGUCUUUAAAAACUCUUUAGAUAUGGGUAUAGCAUUUGUCUUUUGGCACCUAAGAACUAUGAUGUAUGUUCUUCUAUGUCAGUGACACUCUUCUUCGUCUGAAACAUGUGGUUGUGGUGAUGUAGAGUGGUGUGUGUGUGAGUAUAUAAAGUGGUACACGAAAUUGAAAUGCAUAAAGUUACAAUAAGUA
Raphanus sativus (radish) is the source of this 1438-nucleotide messenger RNA. RefSeq lists its product as uncharacterized. The coding region runs from base 216 to 1154 and encodes 312 amino acids. Gene Ontology annotation, biological process: protein ubiquitination. The transcript is spliced from 3 exons. The record is from RefSeq and is a predicted model, not a curated record. Gene Ontology annotation, molecular function: ubiquitin-protein transferase activity. Gene Ontology annotation, cellular component: CCR4-NOT complex. NCBI's taxonomy places the organism in Eukaryota, Viridiplantae, Streptophyta, Magnoliopsida, Brassicales, Brassicaceae.